AUGGCUCCCACCGGUAAAAGGGUGUACAACUGGUACAUCUCCCUGGUGGCCGCCAUGUGCAUGGUGCUCUACGGGUACGACGCGUCCGUCUUCAACUCCCUCCAGGGCUCCCAGAACUGGCUCGCCUGGGUUGACGUCGACCCUAAAAAGGACACUCAGCUCUUGGGCCUCAUUAACACGGCCUACACCAUUGGCGCCAUUGUUGCCGGCUUCUUCAUCGGCGGUCCCGUCGCUGACUACCUCGGGCGCCGCUGGGGCAUGGCCAUCGGCUGCAUCGUCACCAUCGUCGCGACCAUCAUGCAGACCUUCACCCCUCACCACCAGAUCGGCGUCUUCAUCGCCGGCCGCGUCAUCAUCGGUAUCGGCCAGGGCAUGGCCCUGACCGCCGGACCCGUGUACAUCGGCGAGGUCGCCCCCUCCGAGAUCCGCGGCCACAUCAUGACCUGCUGGCAGAUGUACUACUCAGUCGGCUCCUUCAUCGCCUACUGGAUCAACUACGCGUGCUCCAAGCGCCGCGAGCAGCUCGGCGAGUGGGACUGGCGCAUGGUCGUCAUCUUCCAGAUGCUAGUCCCCAUUAUCAUCGUAGCCGCCCUGCCCUUCCAGCCCGAGAGCCCGCGCUGGCACAUCCAGAAGAACGGCAACGUCGAAGCCGCCCGCGCCGCCCUGAUGCGCAUCCGCGACACCGAGCACGAAGUCGAGGAGGAGCUCCUCCAGAUCCGCGAGGCCAUUGAGUACGAGAAGGAGGCCAUCAGCCGCAGCAGCUACGCCGCCCUCUUCCGGGACCCCUCCGUCCGCAAGCGCCUCUACCUCGCCUUCGCCCUCAACGUCGGCCAGCAGCUCACGGGCCAGGGCACCCUCAACUCGUACUCGACCGCCAUCUACAAGAAGGUCUGGCCCUCCACCGACACCAUCAACCUCAUCAACGCCCUCAACGCCACCAUGGGCAUCCUCUUCACGCUCAACGCCAUGUGGACGGCCGACCGCUUCGGUCGCCGCUGGCUCUUCCUCGUCGGCGCCGCCGGCAUGGCCGUCUGCAUGCUAAUCGUCCCCAUCGUCGGCCUAAAGACGCCGACAGCUGCGGACGGGACCAAGAGCGAGCCCGCCGGGAUUGCCAUCGUCUUCCUGCUCUUCCUAUUCAUCUUCUUCUAUAAGCCGACCUGGGGCGCGACGACCUGGAUGUGGACGGCCGAGAUUUUCUCCGUCAACGUGCGCGCGCAGGCCGUCGGAAUGUGCUCGCAGAUGCAAAAUGUCGCCAACACAAUCUUCCAGCAGUUCUUUCCGACCUUCCUCGCCAACGCGGGCCUCAGCUGCCUCUUCUUCUUCAUGGCCAUGAACAUGGUCCUCGGUGCCUUCGUCUACUUCUGCGUCCCCGAGACGAAGCAGGUCCCGCUGGAGCAGAUGGACGCCCUUUUCGGCGGCGUCGACCACACCGAAAAGGGCGGCCAGAUAAUGGGCGCUGAGGAGUCGGGCGGCGGCGGCCAUCACGGGUCGGCCAUCACCGCGGGGAGCAAGAACAGCGCCGAGGUGCAGCAGUCCGAGAGGGGGCAGGGUGUUUGA
This is a messenger RNA of Colletotrichum graminicola M1.001, 1557 nucleotides long. RefSeq lists its product as uncharacterized. The record is from RefSeq and is a predicted model, not a curated record. The transcript has 5 exons. Bases 1 to 1557 code for a protein of 518 amino acids. Lineage: Eukaryota; Fungi; Ascomycota; Sordariomycetes; Glomerellales; Glomerellaceae. Gene Ontology annotation, molecular function: carbohydrate:proton symporter activity. Gene Ontology annotation, biological process: transmembrane transport; carbohydrate transport. Gene Ontology annotation, cellular component: membrane.